AUGAUCCGUCGCAACUCAGAUAUCGAGGUUCAGCUCCCUGGUGCUGCAGGUACUGCGGAUUCUGUAAACGAGGCAGACAUAGAAAUGCUGUCAGGGGAGCAAGCACCACCGCUGAGCCUACCCACCCGCCUCGCCACUCGUUUCUCUCGAAAGCCGAGUGUGGCUCGACGCUCCUCUGCUGCCUCCUCUCGUCGAAGUUCGAUCUCAUCGCUACACUCACACCACUCGAGUGCUUCAUCUCAUGGCGCGUCUCCCACCGAUAAUAUCGCGCAACAUCUCCGGCGGACUUCCAUUCUUGAGAGCCGGAAAGCGAGGCUCGCAGACCGUGCUCUGCAUGCGGAGAAGGUGAGGCUUCGCGCCGCCCUUAGUAAAGCCGCCUCCAGGAACUUGCAAAGGGAAGAGAGAGCCCUGGCUGCUCAGCAAGCGCGGGAGCGACUGCUGGCGGAGAUAACCGCCAAGUGUGAAGAGGAAGUUCGUCGCGCGAAGAAGAAGGCUGAAGAUAACCGGGAGAGGAAAGCGGCAGAGCAUGCCAGACUUCGCUUAGAAAUUGCAGAGAAGUUUGCGGAGGUCGAAAAGCGGCGUGUAAUCUAUCAGCAAAGUCAUCGACGCUACCGCACAAGCAGCUUACCUACUAGCGAAGAGAAAAAGAUGGCCAAGGUGGUCAGCAGCUCACUCACGCAGGAUGCAGCCGCGAGGACUAUCCAGCGAAUAUGGAGGACCUACCAUACCAGGAGGGUUAUGCAAGAGUUUCGAACGCUAGAUUUGACAGCCAACCGCAUUCGACAUAUGGAUUUUGAGGAUGUUGGAGCCCUGCUUUCGGAAAAUACAGUCCUGACCUUAACGGCUCGUGUCCUUCAACUUUGCGGCCUACAAGAUAUGGAAAGCGGUACAAUGGGCGGAAGGGGUGCCGUGCGCACAUUUCUCAGCAGUUACUUAAUCGUAACUCAUCCCGCUGAAGUGCUGAGCAGCAACGGCGAACAGGAGCAGGAUCUGAUUGCAAAAGCUCGUGAGCUUAUUCAAGCGUUUGAACAAGCCAUGCCUCUGCUUUUGUCUGGCUACCGCUCGACGCCGGCCAAUUCUACAGAGCUUCAGACAGUGUGCGAGGCUUACAAUGUCUUCUUUUCUGCCUUCCAUGCUUGGAAGACUCAUGACUCUAGCGUCCUGAUCGAAAUCAUGCUGGCUCAAUUUGUUGAGCUGGAGCUUAUCUGGCAAACGGUCAAGAAUGAUCGAGCUGGUGGUGUGGCAGAUGAUUAUCGUCAGGGCAUCAGGCAAAACCAGAUCCUGCUUCUCGCCCGGCUGAAGCGCCUAGCUGGCUCUGAAAGAGCAAUGCAGAUGGUACGAGAUGCUUUGAAGAAGGCUAAGCGCGAGACGAAACGUAUUGCCUCCAGGCAAGCCAUUCCACGGUCGGCGGAGGUCGCGCCUUCAUCGACAGAAACGCACACUGAGAGUGCUACGUCUCCUAUUAGCGACACUUUUAACAAUGUGGAGAGUACUGUUUUGCGGGAGUUGGAAAGGCAGCGAAUCUCCCCGCAUGAACGCUUCACAAAGAUUCUAACUGCACUUCCGGAGAACCGUGCUUUGGUGCACGAACUUCUCAUCAAUAAGGAGUUCAAGAUUGAGGAAACACAGUAUACGGAGCCGCGUAAACAACUUAUGAAUCAUAUGUGCGAUAUGAUGCGCAGAGAUGUAGAUGCUGGGCUAGGCACGAGCUGGACUGUGGCUAUGGCCACAGUAAUUCAGGAUCGAUUGCUACGUUCGCUCCGCCCGGGCAAUUCGCUUCAUGUGCUGAUUAGCGAAGUGCUCGAUCCAAAGUUGGUUGAAAAUCAAUGUAAUGUUGGUGCUUUCUCUUACGCUAGCUUUUUCGACUUCAUGAACACCAUUCUACCGAAGCUUUGUGCUCCUUACCGGGAUCCUAUAGUGAAGGCUUUUACGGAAGACACUUCAGGAGAUGCGAUUGAUCGUUUGGCGAGGUUGAUGGGUAUAAUCGACUUGCUGUCCCUCGAUCAUACGAACUUUAUGAUCCAACUUGCUGCCCCUCAACUUAUCCAAGAGGCGCCUGGGUAUGAACAGAGAACCUUCGAGAAGGGCCUCCGUGACGGAUCCUUGAGCUUGAAGAAAGCUAGGCUUUUCUGGCGAACACAUCACAAAAUACUCGCAGAUGAAAUCCGGAAGCGUGAUCCGGAGAAUAUCAAUGGGGAGCCUCAGCCGUCGACCUCGAAGAUUUAUGCACAAGGCCUUGUGGAUCUUGUUUUGAGCAAUGCACCCGUGUCUGACGAUCUAGUUCCUGAAACCUUAGAGCUAGACCGCCAACGCCUGGAGAGACUGCACGCGCAAGCAUUCAAAAUCGUGGCCACUGCGUCUAUUUUACUGGCAGCUAAGAAUUUACUCAAGCGUGACGUGCGAUCACAGUGGAAAGCUGAAGCGGAUCGUAUUAUGUCUCUGCAUUUUGGUGAUAUUGAACCUAGUCGAGUACAGUCGAUUCUGGAGUCAACGCACCCAAUGCCUUCUAAUGCCAGCGCUCAACUUGCGGCGACCAUCCGGCGGGUACUGGCACCGGCCGCCAAAGCUGAGGCUGGUACGGCCAGCUUCGCAGACCCUGUUGCGCGGCUCAUUCUUACGCGUUUGCGCGCCCAUAUUCUCUCUCGCCUUAGUGCUUCAAGUGCGGCCGAGAGGAUUCGAACUACUACGACGGCCAGCCAGUGUUUGGCCGGUGCAGGAAUGCCCGAGUUCGUUAACGAGGUUGGCAAGUUGACUGAAGAGCUGGAAAAAGUGCGUGAAGUAGACUGGCUGUGCCAUGAUAUGGUCUAUGAGCGAAUACUAGGAGAGGGCAUUUCGACAGAUCCUAGGCCUUGA
Messenger RNA from Aspergillus oryzae RIB40, 2853 nucleotides. Its product is annotated as IQ calmodulin-binding motif domain protein. Gene Ontology annotation, molecular function: protein binding. Bases 1 to 2853 code for a protein of 950 amino acids. The record is from RefSeq and is a predicted model, not a curated record. The transcript is spliced from 2 exons. NCBI's taxonomy places the organism in Eukaryota, Fungi, Ascomycota, Eurotiomycetes, Eurotiales, Aspergillaceae.